UGCAGGACACAGACAGAGAGCGAUUGGGAUACACAUCGACACGCAGCAGCUCACUGUGCCGAUACCGUCCUCAGAUUCUCCCGUUGAGCUCAGCAGCAUCUGCACGUUAGCAACUGGAUGUAGCACCGACGGAUAUUCCCCGGUGAAACCCGUCUGCCACACGGUCCCGGUGUUUGUCAACGGGUUUAAAACAGCCCAUUGCCCGGGGUUAGUCAGUUCGUUAGCGCCUGUGAGGUUUAGCUUCCGGCUAACGACGUUAACUUCGUGGGUUAACUGAACGUUAACUCCGCUGUUAGCUUGUUUACGACCGACGACACAGUACCGACCGCUGCUGCGGCUCCACGGGUCUAAGCUCACGGAUGCUCGCGGUGUUAUGAACCCGUUACGAACCUACCUGCAAGACUCACCGUGUGUCCGGCCGUUAGUCGGAGCUGGAGCUGCUGUUCGAUUCUGACUCAACACACACUGCCGCCCCGGUUUAAAAUGACGCUCACUGACUGACGCAGCCAAUCAGCAGCCGACUUUCAAAAACAAGCUACCUGCUGACCAAUGAGAAACGCGAGAACGGUGGGAGCAGCACUCUUAUUGGACAGAGGGAAUUUUCCGGAAAGGGACGGAACUUCACGUUUACGUCACAAAGUGGAGACAACUAAAAAAGGGUUUUUUUUUGUGUCGUAAACAAUUUAUUGAUAUUACCUCUUGUAUUUAAUUUUAUCCAAUUAGUUUUUACUAGUUCUUAUUUUAAGCUCGUUUAGUUUUGAACUACAUUUAUCUGACAAGUGAAGGUACUGGUCAAGUUUUCAGAGACACAUUCAGAAAAGUCAAAUUAUUAUAUACAUCAUAGUGUGAUGUUGUAUAUAUUACACUUAUAUUUAUAAGUUGAGAUUGUUCUAUUCAGCUCACUCCUGCUCUCAUCCUCCUGACACUUGAUAUGUGAUGUGUUUGUGCACUGGGACAACAGGCCUCCUGCCCCUGGGGACACUCCUCACCUGGACUCUGCACUGACAAAAGAAGAAGAAAAAAACAUCGGAUGUCGUCGUCUUAUUUUGAAGGAGUGUUUCCGGGCAGUUCAGCUGAACUCACCGCUCCUCGCACUCAGAGAAGAUGAACGCGCCUCCCGCCUUCGAGUCGUUUCUACUGUUUGAAGGAGAAAAAAAGAUCAGCAUCAGCAAGGACACGAAGGUUCCCAACGCCUGUUUGUUCACCCUGAACAAGGAAGAUCACACGCUAGGCAACAUCAUCCGAGCUCAGCUGCUGAAGGAUCCUCAGGUUCUAUUCGCUGGUUAUAAAGUUCCUCAUCCUCUAGAACACAAGAUCGUCAUCAGAGUCCAGACCACACCUGACUACAGUCCACAGGAAGCGUUUACGAACGCCAUCACGGAUCUGAUCAGUGAACUGUCUCUGCUGGAGGAACGCUUCAGAGUCGCCAUAAAAGAUAAACAGGAAGGGAUCGAGUGACACCCCUUACCCCUCCUGAUGAUGUUACUUCAUGUUUCUGUUUAAUUAUUUUUUAUAAAUAAAGUCUGUUAUGUCACAAUC
This is a messenger RNA of Scophthalmus maximus (turbot), 1539 nucleotides long. It is a transcript of the gene polr2j, whose product is annotated as RNA polymerase II subunit J. The record is from RefSeq and is a predicted model, not a curated record. Gene Ontology annotation, biological process: transcription by RNA polymerase II. Lineage: Eukaryota; Metazoa; Chordata; Actinopteri; Pleuronectiformes; Scophthalmidae. Gene Ontology annotation, cellular component: RNA polymerase II, core complex. The coding region runs from base 1105 to 1458 and encodes 117 amino acids. Gene Ontology annotation, molecular function: DNA binding; protein dimerization activity. The transcript has 4 exons.